AUGAAAGCCGCUCAGGUCGUCGCUCUCCUUGGACUUGGGUCCUUUUCGUAUGCUCAGGUACCUUCUCCUACUGAGUCAAUUGGAUGUGAGCCCCAUGGUGAUCACUGGCACUGCGAGGGACCUCGCCCUACUUCAGCCGCUGUCAGCUCUGCUGUGAGCUCUGCUGCCGACCCUGGCCCGUCUCCCACCGAGUCUGUCGGAUGCCAGCCCCACGGUGAUCAUUGGCACUGCGAAGGCCCUGCUACCUCUGCUGCUGUCACUACCUCCGCCAGCGAAGACCAUGAUCACGACCACAGCUCUACUGUUGAUCCUGGCCCAUCUCCUACCGAGUCUGUCGGUUGCCAGCCCCAUGGAGACCACUGGCACUGUGAGGGUCCUGCCGUGACCUCUGGCGCCUCCUCUAGGGCUCCCUCUAGCUCUGCCGCUGCUGUCACAACCACCUCUGCCGACCACGACGACCACAGCCAUGGUUCCGCGACCCCUACCAAGCCAUCCCCCACUGAGUCCGUUGGCUGCGAGCCUCAUGGUGACCACUGGCAUUGCGAUGGCCCUCGUGUGACCUCCAGCGGCCUCACUUCCAAGGUUUCCAGCAUCCCUACUCCCAGCAGCAACGGUACCAUCACCACCACCGUUCCCACCGCCAUGGCUGCCGGUCUCUCCACCUCAAGCUUCGGCGUUGUCGCCCUGGCCGGUACCUUUGCCGUCCUGCUCGCACUUUAA
Messenger RNA from Clonostachys rhizophaga, 720 nucleotides. The record is from the annotation of a GenBank genome assembly. NCBI's taxonomy places the organism in Eukaryota, Fungi, Ascomycota, Sordariomycetes, Hypocreales, Bionectriaceae.